Molecule: messenger RNA, 2031 nt
Organism: Diaporthe batatas
Lineage: Eukaryota; Fungi; Ascomycota; Sordariomycetes; Diaporthales; Diaporthaceae
Exons: 4
Coding region: 1-2031 (676 amino acids)
Source: RefSeq, a predicted model, not a curated record
AUGGAGAGUCUAUAUUCUGCGUGGUGGGACGCGCGAUCUUCGCAACCUUCGCCGGGUCCGACAGGCCAACUGGCUGUGUCAUUGUCCAACUCGUUCUUCUCAGAGCGAAUUGCCUCCAGUAACUCGACUGCCAUCAACUACUCCGUUACAAGCGAGCUCAUCUUCGCAAGCGGUAACGACCCCGAACGUUGUAUCCACCAGCCCAACGCCUGCUGUAUCCUCCCCUGCGUCUUCGCAACCACCGGCCUCUUCACCAACAGGGGGUUCUUCCGGUUCUUCCCAAGCAGGGGGUUCUUCCCAAGCAGGGGCUUCCUCACAAGCUCCUGGCUCUUCACAAGCGCCUGGUUCUUCACAAGCACCUGGUUCUUCACAAUCACCAGGGGCUUCAGUGUCCCGGAUUUCAACUCCGUCAGCUGCGGCUGGUUCCACAGGUGGACUCUCAAGCGUGCAGUCUCCAGCCUCGAGUCCCGCCUCACUCAGGCCGUCCAGUCCAUCUUUCCCUCCAGUAUCAGGAGGCUCGACUCCCGUUGUGUCCACAGUCCCCAACUCAAUCUCGCCACCAUCAGUCGGCCCUACAAGCGGACCAUCUGGUGCUCAACCUUCAACACCUACCUGGCUCCAUCACCGUCCGCGUCGGGGGCGAAUCCUAUCCAGACGGUCAUUGCAGGAACGCCUUUCAACAUACCUUUGACACAGUACCUUAAUAACCCGCUUGACGAGAUCAACAGUAUCACCACAAGCCCCAACACCGCUUUCCUGAAUAAUUUGGAUCCAGUCCUCAAGACCCUCUCGGGAACGGUUCCAGUCACGGUCACCCCGUCGACUCUUGAGGUGACUUUAUCCGCCGCUGGGCUGCUGGGAGAUGUCUAUACGAAGACCUUCCAGGUAGCAAUACUUGAGGUGCAACGGAUUUACGCUGGGCAGCGUUUCGAUAUCCUCCUGAAUAAAUACCUGCAAGACGCGUCAGACGUUCUAAUCGGUGUCGUUUCGCUCCCAAACGCAGUUUUCCUGGACGGAAUCAACAUUCUGGACAAGACCAUAUCAGGUAUUGCCCCGGAAUCAGCCGUCGGGGACGUCAUCACCGUGACUCUCACGGCACUUAACCUGGCGAAUGGCAACUAUGUCAGAAGCUUUGUGGUAUCGGUCUUGCCAUCUCUGACUGUAGUACCCGGCCAGCCUUUUGACAUCGACCUGAAAGCAUUCCUGAAUGACCCAAAUGACUUCAUCACUGGCUUUUCUACCAGUCCGAUUGUUGGAUUCUUGGAAGACGGGUUCAAUGAAGCUGAGCGGCAAAUAAUCGGCACAGCCCCAGUCAGUGCAGCCCCAGAAACUAUCACCGCCACUCUGACUGUCACGGGCCAGGCUGGGGAGUACACAAGGCUGGUGUCUAUUGUGAUUGCUCCCCUACAGAAGGUCUUCUCUGGGCAGGCCUUCGAGAUACCGUUACAGGACUACCUGGUGAGCGUGGCAGAUACGAUCACUGGUAUUAGCACCAACCCUGAGACAUCUUUCCUGGAAAAUGUUCUGAACCCCGCCACUAAGCAAAUCAUCGGCACUGCCCCGCUUGAUGCUGCCGCGGGUCUCGUCCAGGUCACUUUGAGCAUUACAGGGGUAUCUGGCCCGUACACAAAACUGCUCUACAUUGUGGUGGUUCCAACCAACAUCAUUACUAUUGGGCAGUCGUUCGUCAUUGACUUGUCGCAGUACCUGGCCAACCCGGCGGAUACCAUCAGUGGUCUCAUCUCUCUUCCGGGUCUAUUAUCGUUCCUCCAGGACGACCUGGACAUUGCUCAACGGCGGAUUGCUGCUAUUCUAUGUGAUAAUUAUCCCACAAAGCUCGUCAAGCUCGUCCAUUCUAUCCAGCACUUCGACAGUGUCGUCUCAGGUUUCGAGCGGAUCCACCCCAGUUUUCAUCACCACCUUCUCCAGUACAUUUUCUCAAACCACCCAAAGCUUGUCCACUCCCUCAGAAACCGAUUCAGUCUCUACGACUCCAUCCGCGUCCUCUGGGUCAAGCGUCGGGUCAUCUGA